AUGAAUGUCGUCGAGUGCGCGGAGUCUCGUGAUCUCCUGUUGUAUUUGAAUGCAGAGUUGACGGGUGAAGACAUCCCUCACCGCACGAAGAUCACGGAGUUCAUAUACGAGCUCUUCUCUGCGCAGUAUCGCAAACUGGUCCACGAACUGCAGGAGGACGCGAUCUCUCGCAUCUCCUUCACGACCGAUGUUUGGAGCGAUCCCCAGUUCAAGCCAUACAUGGCUGUCACGGCUCACUACUGGUUGCUUUCCGCACGUAAUCAACAUUGCCGUGCAGACUGCACUCAAGGCUUUGUCCGAGCCGAUCCCGAGCCAAUCUCUGACGCGCCGGAGGAUAAUUGGGAAAUAGUCGACCCGAUCAAUACAGCAGGUCUCAUCGACGAGGCCUAUACGAUUACCCUCAAUGGCGAUGUUGUCGCCCGUGUACGGGACCUCGUUCGCGCGUGCCGGAGUUCGUCUCUUCGCCGCGCAGGCUUCAUUGCGGUCAUACACAAGGGCAAUGGCUAUUGUAAGGCCAUCAAGUUCCACCUCGUUGAACACGAGUAG
Molecule: messenger RNA, 546 nt
Organism: Peniophora sp. CBMAI 1063
Lineage: Eukaryota; Fungi; Basidiomycota; Agaricomycetes; Russulales; Peniophoraceae
Source: the annotation of a GenBank genome assembly